Exaiptasia diaphana is the source of this 1097-nucleotide messenger RNA. Its product is annotated as histone H3. The coding region runs from base 344 to 754 and encodes 136 amino acids. Lineage: Eukaryota; Metazoa; Cnidaria; Anthozoa; Actiniaria; Aiptasiidae. Gene Ontology annotation, molecular function: DNA binding; structural constituent of chromatin; protein heterodimerization activity. The transcript has a single exon. Gene Ontology annotation, cellular component: nucleosome. The record is from RefSeq and is a predicted model, not a curated record.
CCAAAGUUUACAUGGAAAUAUUGUUGUAUAGAAACUGUAAAAAACAGUCAAGUUUUAACAAACAAACGUUUUCAAAAUAUUGUUCCCACAGUUCAGUUUUCAUGGCAGUUCAAUAAAAGCAUCGAGUGUUUUUUGAAGCCAGAAAAUAACUGAGCUUCUAGUUUUAGCAGUUUGGAAAAUGGCGGGACAAUAAACGAACCAAUGAUGUUUGAGCACAUGUACAGUUAACCCAAUAAGAAAGCAGUAUUACCUAAACCAAUAGGAUUCAAGAGCGCCAAAUAUAAGAAUCAUUGCUGUGAUCCUGAAUUUAUCAGUUUAAAAUUUGUAAACGGAACAAGAAAUUAUGGCUCGUACAAAACAAACCGCUCGUAAAUCUACCGGAGGAAAAGCUCCCCGAAAACAACUUGCCACCAAGGCAGCACGUAAAAGUGCCCCAGCAACUGGUGGAGUCAAGAAACCUCAUCGUUACAGACCCGGUACAGUCGCUCUUCGUGAGAUCCGUCGUUACCAAAAGUCUACCGAGUUGUUGAUCCGCAAGCUGCCCUUCCAACGUCUCGUCCGUGAAAUAGCUCAGGACUUCAAGACUGAUCUUCGAUUCCAGAGUUCAGCUGUCAUGGCUCUUCAGGAGGCUAGCGAGGCUUACUUGGUUGGCCUGUUUGAAGACACCAACUUGUGCGCCAUUCACGCCAAGCGAGUCACCAUCAUGCCCAAGGACAUUCAGCUUGCCCGCCGAAUCCGUGGCGAGAGAGCUUAGACUAGUUCUCUUUUAAACAAAAACAACGGCUCUUUUAGGAGCCACCACAUGCUAGAAAGUCAAUAACUAAAUGCUUCUUUGUUUAUUUGAAAUAAAAUGUGCAAUCAUGAUUUUUUUAGUGCUGACUGUGGAGAGGUUUCAAAUUAUAGUCAAAGAAUCACAAGCCUGAAAUAAUAAAGUCUAAAAUACUCGCCCAACAGUAAUGUUCAAUGGCUCUAUACUCGGACAGUAGUACUUUUUUACAAUCCCUCGGUAUUGGUAUUUCCAUGACCUCACAUGUGAUUCACGCAACACUAGCGAAUUUAUUAGAACCUAUAUAACUCUAUAACAAUCAAUAAAUGUU